AUGCCUACCGAGCAGACCAGCCAGAUGAGUGAACCAGUAUUUGAAGCAGCUACUUGCCACAAGCCGAGACUUAUCAUUCUAAUCAGGCAUGGAGAGAGUGAAUCCAAUAAGGACAAGACGAUUAACCAACACACCCCAAACCAUCAAAUUCCCUUGACUGAAAACGGUUGGAAGCAAGCAAGACAGGCUGGGAUCGAUUUGUUACGAGUGUUAAACUUGGACGACUAUUCAAUAGUCGAUAAGCUUGAAGAACAAUGUAAGGAAGAAAAUGGCACCAAAAAAGAACUACCCCUUAGAAACUACUCACCGUUGAGUAAGAAGAAGGAUACCAAUGUGGUUUUUUACACUUCUCCAUAUAAGAGAGCAAGACAGACUUUGAAGGGGAUACUCAAUGUGUUUGAUGAAUACAACGAAUUGAACUGCGGCGUCAAAGUGAGUGAAGAUGAAAAGUAUCACACAACAGGCAAGAGUAAGUUUGCACUGUGGUAUCCACCAACAUUCCCCAGUGGUUUCUACGAGAACAGAAGGCGCUCUCCAGUGGAGGAAUUGAGUGAUGGUAAGAACUUUCUUCAAUACCGCGUUAAGGACGACCCCAGAAUUAGAGAACAGGAUUUCGGUAACUUUCAGCAAGUCAACAGCAUGCAAGACGUGAUGAAAAAAAGAUCUACCUACGGCCACUUCUUUUAUAGAUUCCCGGAGGGUGAAAGUGCAGCAGACGUUUACGACCGAGUAGCCAGUUUCCAAGAGACACUCUACAGAUAUUUCGAACGCACGAACAAGAGACCUCGAGAUGCCGUAGUACUGGUCACUCACGGUAUCUACUGUAGAGUUUUCCUCAUGAAAUGGUUCCGGUGGACAUACGAAGAAUUCGAAUCGUUUACAAAUGUGCCGAACGGCAGUAUGAUAGUCAUGGAGUUCGACAACUCCACGGAUAGAUAUGUUCUCAGAACAGAGCUUCCCAAAUGGUGCUGA
Torulaspora delbrueckii is the source of this 972-nucleotide messenger RNA. It is a transcript of the gene DET1, whose product is annotated as acid phosphatase DET1. The coding region runs from base 1 to 972 and encodes 323 amino acids. NCBI's taxonomy places the organism in Eukaryota, Fungi, Ascomycota, Saccharomycetes, Saccharomycetales, Saccharomycetaceae. Gene Ontology annotation, molecular function: phosphatase activity. The transcript has a single exon. The record is from RefSeq and is a predicted model, not a curated record.